Phanerochaete carnosa HHB-10118-sp is the source of this 2537-nucleotide messenger RNA. RefSeq lists its product as uncharacterized. Gene Ontology annotation, molecular function: FAD binding; catalytic activity. The transcript is spliced from 6 exons. The record is from RefSeq and is a predicted model, not a curated record. Gene Ontology annotation, cellular component: mitochondrion. Bases 57 to 1628 code for a protein of 523 amino acids. NCBI's taxonomy places the organism in Eukaryota, Fungi, Basidiomycota, Agaricomycetes, Polyporales, Phanerochaetaceae.
CGCUUCGGAUUGGACCUUGCCUCCCGCGUUCAGGUACGGCUUCGACCUACACCACCAUGUUCGCAGCUCGUAACGUCGUUAGGAGGUUACCCCAGCGUUCAAUCCGACGCUGGGCACAUACCCAACCAACCUUCAACCCGGUCACAGAACAGGACAUAGCUCGUUUCCAACAGAUCCUCCCCGCAUCCUCUAUUCUUUCAACGCUAGCUCCCAUCUCCACGCCUGUUGCUGAACUUUCCAAUUUCAAUAAUGACUGGAUGAACAAAUACCACGGAAAAUCAACCACUGUACUCCGUCCGUGCACAACCAAGGAGGUUAGCGAGAUCGUUAGGUGGUGCAAUGAGAGGGGGAUCGCCAUAGUCCCACAAGGUGGGAACACUGGCUUGGUCGGAGGUGGUGUACCCAUCAAAGACGAGCUCAUACUCAGUCUUGGGAACAUGACCAAGAUCCGCUCCUUCGACCCCGUUUCAGGUAUUAUUGUUGCGGACUCAGGUUGUAUUCUCGAAGCCUUGUCAGAAUACCUUGCGCCUCACAAUUAUAUCAUGCCUCUGGACCUUGGUGCUAAGGGCAGCUGUCAAAUCGGCGGAAACGUUUCUACGAACGCUGGAGGCCUCCGCCUACUCCGUUAUGGAUCUCUCCACGGUUCUGUUCUGGGUCUCGAAGUCGUAUUGCCCGAUGGCACGGUGCUGGAUCAGCUAACUACCCUCCGGAAGGACAACACUGGUUAUGACAUUAAACAGCUGUUCAUUGGUGCUGAGGGCACUCUUGGCAUCAUAACAGGUGUGUCGAUCCUCGCGGCACCUGCUCCCCAAGCCUCAAGCAAUGUCAUGCUUGCUUUGCCCAAGUACGAGAAUGUCCUGCCGCUGUUCCGCGAAGUCAAGCGCCAGCUAUCGGAGAUUCUUUCUGCGUUCGAGUUCAUUGAUCGGAGAGCGUACGAACUUGCCGUCAAACAUGGGCAGGGACGUGCCCUGAACGAUGAGGACGUCGAGGGCGCAGAGUGCUUCGUCUUGGUUGAGACCAGCGGCGGCAAGCGUGAGCAUGACGAAGAGGUUAGACUCAAACGCUUUCGCUUGUUAUGUAACAUCCUAACACGGACGCAGAAACUCAACGGCCUGCUUGAGUCACUCAUGGAGGCAGAUGAGCCUCUAAUCAAUACGGGUGUCCUGUCUCAAUCGCCUGCCCAAUUCUCCCAGCUUUGGGCGAUCCGUGAAGGCAUUACUGAGGCUGUAUCGAAAGAGGGCAAAGCAUACAAGUACGAUAUCUCAAUCCCUGUCGCCAGCUUCAAAGAAGCUGUGGACAAAACCAGGGAACAGCUUCGCUCGAAAGGCCUCCUCCGAGACGAUGCUGUGAAGCAUGUCGUCGGCUAUGGCCACGUUGGUGACGGCAACCUCCAUCUGAACGUGGUCGCCGCAGCAUACACACCAGAAAUCGAAGCGGCGCUCGAGCCUUUCGUGUAUGAACUAGUCGCGUCAUACAAGGGCUCUAUCUCUGCCGAGCACGGAAUAGGAGUCAUGAAGACUCACGCCCUUCCCUACACCAAGAACCCGACGAGCAUCGAGAUCAUGAAGAGGAUCAAGGCACUGUUCGACCCGAAGGGUAUCAUGAACCCAGGAAAAGUUCUGGAGUAGCCAAAUGUACCGGGAUCCAUUCACAAUCCGGAGGUCACUUUCGGGCUGUUAUCCCUUCACGCAGGAGCAGGAUCCCCUGCAAAUGCUUAUUGUUGCUCAUGAGUGUGUCAUAAUACACAGCGGGAGAAGCGCGAAGCUAAUCGUCGUUAGGAUAGUAUGCUGCUGCCACUGAAGAAAUUAGGUGGGAUGACGACAUCUCCACUAAAUUUAAGUUCACUAAAGCCUCAGGAUCUCCAUGGUCUGAUUCAUCGUCCUUUCAGUUUUCAAAUUCGCCGGGGUAAUGGGCGGCGUCUACAUCUAAGCCGACCCACGUGUAACUAUUCAACUUCACUGCAGAUUGCAGUUCCAUACAACGAUCAGACGGAACCUCUGACAUCAAGUAGUCGCCCCAGAAUACUGAAUUGACCAAACGCAAGGGCCCCUGGCGUUUAAUAGCAGUGGUAGCAUCUGUGGAUGGGCCGUACUGGCCAGCAUCCUCACUAUCUGCGUCAAUGGGCCCCUAGCUGGUGGACCUACUCCCCUACCGCCUCUCUCUUUUGCUGUGUACACUUCUAAACAAUCCUGGGGCUUCUUUCACAUUAUUUUGCGCCGCCACCCCACCGCGUUCCGACCACUGGCGAGCGCCGGCGGCAAGCAUAAUAUCGCCCUCAAGUGUGCAGCUGAUGUUGACACCUUGAAAGCCACCGCGGUUGUCAUGCACACAGCUGACAGGUCAGGUCUUGGUGGUGUAUGCCAUCACCGAGCCCGCGGUGGCGCCCGAUGGCAACACGUCUGAAGGUUCGCCAGAAGUAGACCUUCUCAAGGACGGCCCUCUCCAUGGCUCGAUUUGCCUCGAGUGUUAUCUGCACGAAAAAAUCAACAGCGUACCCACUGAGGAAACGUAUCAUCAUAACAGCAUCUACCUUUCAU